AUGGAUUCUUUGCUCAACACCGAAAAGCUAUUCCACGAUGAAAAUUACUCAGAUAUCGUUGUCCAGUUCUCGGGAAAGGAGAUCAAGUGCCACAAGAUCAUCCUCUGCACCAAGUCUGUAUACUUCCGAAAACUAUGUGGACCAGGCAGCAGCUUCAAGGCAAGGACCAGGGUUGGUGUACACUUUUUUUAAAAGCUGGGCUGACCAUAGAUUAGGAGAGCAAAUCGAAUACCGUCGAGCUGAAGGAAGAUCAUCCCGAUGCGGUCGAGGCCGUACUCUGGCACAUCUACUCUGGCAAGACCGAGUCUUCGCGACCAGACGACUGGCUUCAUGAUCUGCACGUCUCCAAGGCCGCCGAGAAAUACUUGCUACCCGACCUGGAAGCUGCAGCUUUCUCUCGCUUUCAGAAGACGACAGAUGCUAUCACCGAGCCAGGUGUUGUCUUGAGCGCCAUUCACACCAUCCGUGAGGUCGGGGACCACCCCAAGCACCUCGAAGUGGCGGCUAAGCUGGAAGAGAAGCAUCAGAGUGCACUACUCAAGAACCAGGAGUAUCGAUCGAUCGUUGAAGAGGAUAAGGAGCUGCUUUGGAAACACAUGGAUCGCUUAAAUUUCGCGGACGAUCUUGUCAAGGUGGAAGUAGUGAAGUGUUCGCGCUGUCACCGCACAAGAGUCCGAGCCAUUAAUUCCCGCGAACGCCCGUGCUCACCUUGCUCAAUUUACGGGGACCACCACUCUACUCUCCUCGUUGCAUUCUGCUGGAUGUCAUUAGCAGAUUCAAUCAAAUUAUUCUGAUUGCCUGGGACCCGCUCCCGCCAAAUCGUCCGCAGCAGCAUGUUGCACCAAGUCAGUAGUCUACCUCUGCAAGUUUCAUGGAGAGGCAUACUUACAGUGCUUCUACCUGAAGAAGCUCUCACAUUGGACAUCAACAUACAAGUAUCCAACGAACGAAUCGAACGGCGAGCACAGCUACGUCUAGAAAAAAGACCCGCUCCCGCGACAUCAACACUCCGCCUAGAAAAUCUACCCUUCUCGUAGCCUCGACGUCUCAAGAUCUUACCGAAUUGUUAAGAUGCAACGUUCCAGCUGUAAUGGAGAUACGCCACUUACCCUACAGAUGCCUAUCGACAGACCGUACAAGAGUGAUCAGCCGUAUCCUCGCAGACUAACAACGACUUCUCCCAGGAGCACAUUCAUGCGACUACUUGCAAAUUAGCACCGGAAAACAAGAUACAUCUCUUAGAUCUGUGGACCGACUACGUUCUGGGCAACAAGUCUGCAUCCAUAAGCUUCUACAUGGUCCAUGGCGGAACGAACUUCGGCUUCGACAACAGCGCUCUGUGGCAGAACCGUAUGACGGUCUUCACCACUGCCAGCUAUGAUUACAGCGCCCCCAUUGACGAGAGCGGACGGGGCCAAUCCUACGGUUUCAUCCUUUCCUCUCACACCGCCACGUCGCACGCAUCCGGCCACGUCCAGUCCGGGGAUCGUCCUCGGAAUAGAGUUCUGAUAUACAUCAACGGGCUCCAGAAGGGGGUCAUCGAUAGCCAGAACCGGCAUCAUACGACCAAGACGUUGAUACCCGCGACACACGCAACCUACAAAGUGCCCCAAGCAAACUCGUCUGACGCGGCGUCGGUGGACACCUAA
Messenger RNA from Lecanosticta acicola, 1649 nucleotides. NCBI's taxonomy places the organism in Eukaryota, Fungi, Ascomycota, Dothideomycetes, Mycosphaerellales, Mycosphaerellaceae. The record is from the annotation of a GenBank genome assembly.